Molecule: messenger RNA, 1566 nt
Organism: Penicillium verhagenii
Lineage: Eukaryota; Fungi; Ascomycota; Eurotiomycetes; Eurotiales; Aspergillaceae
Product: cytochrome P450
Exons: 2
Coding region: 1-1566 (521 amino acids)
Molecular function (GO): heme binding; iron ion binding; oxidoreductase activity, acting on paired donors, with incorporation or reduction of molecular oxygen, reduced flavin or flavoprotein as one donor, and incorporation of one atom of oxygen
Source: RefSeq, a predicted model, not a curated record
AUGACGCCUACCUUUAUCUUGGGCUUUAUCGGAGCCGCGGUGGUCCUACAGAUCAUUCGUUUUGCUGUCAACUCAUGGCAACAUGCUCGCAGAGCUCGAGCUCUGGGCUGUGGUCCCGCGCCUCGCUUGCCCUGCAAAGACCCGAUCGGAAUCUCAACCCUCAAAGAAUCCAUGGCAGCCGACAAGACGAAGACUAUUCCCCAGCUGUCCACUCGCCGCUGCCAAAUGAUGAGCGAACGGGAAAACCGCUUUGUCUCGACCUUCAUCAUGCGCAACCUUGGACAAGACGUGACAUUCACUAUCGACCCCAAGAACGUUCAAGCUGUACUUGCAACUCAAUUCAAGGACUUUGAGCUUGGUCCCCCCCGUCGCCGAAACCUGCACCCCCUCCUCGGAACUGGAAUUUUCACGGCCGAUGGCCAGGAAUGGAACCACUCGCGCGGCCUUCUCCGUCCUCAGUUCACCCGUGAUCAAAUCAGCCAGCUGGAAUUAGAAGAGACACACGUACAGAAAGCGAUGCAGGCCCUGCCGGUCGCCGCCAACAAGUGGACCGCGGCUACCGACAUCCAGACCAUUUUCUUCCGCCUGACCAUGGAUUCCGCGACUGAAUUCCUGUUCGGAGAGAGUGUGGAAAGCCAGCUCCUGGCCCUUCAGGGCCUUGAGCGUCCCGAUGAUAACUUCGCCGCAUACUUUGACAAGUCCCAGUGGGUGUGUACCCAGCGUGCUCGGUUCGAGAGACUCUCCUUCCUCGCCGAGACCAAGGAAGCCCGACACUCUGAUAAGCAGGUCCACGCAUUCGUGGACAAGAUCGUCGAAGCCGCACUGAAGAACACCGAAAACGAGAAGAAGGUCCCUGACGAGGAGAAAGCCCAAUACGUCUUCCUCGAUGCCCUCGCUGCCACCACCCGUGACCCCAUCGAGCUGCGCUCGCAGCUCCUCAACAUCCUCCUCGCUGGUCGUGACACCACCGCUUCCCUCCUCAGCUGGACCGUUCUAUCCCUUGCGCGCAACCCUGAGAUCUUCCGCAAGCUCCGCGAGACCAUCAUCGAGACCUUUGGAACCUACAACAACCCGCAGAACAUGACCUUCGCCGCCCUCAAAUCCUGCCAGUACCUGCAGUACUGCAUGAACGAGUCUCUUCGUCUCUACCCCGUCGUCCCCUUCAACCGUCGCUCCGCAACUCGUGACACCACCAUCCCUCGUGGCGGUGGUCCAGAUGGCGAGUCCCCCGUCUAUAUUCGCAAGGGCGAGUCUGUCGCGUACAGCACUUUCGUUAUGCAGCGCCGUAAGGAUAUCUGGGGCCCCGACGCGGAGGAGUUCAAGCCCGAGCGCUUUGCCAGCCGCAAGGCAGGCUGGGAGUACCUACCUUUCAACGGUGGUCCACGUAUCUGCAUCGGUCAGCAGUUCGCUCUCACCGAGGCUGGAUAUGUGCUCGUUCGUCUGCUGCAGCGCUUUGAUCAGAUCGAGGAUGUCAAUUCCGAUCAGCCGAUUCGCUAUGGCUUGACUUUGACUAUGUGUCCUGCUGAUCUGUUGACUGUUCGCAUGCACGAGGCUGACGAUGUCUAA